Saccharomycodes ludwigii is the source of this 681-nucleotide messenger RNA. RefSeq names its product ADP-ribose diphosphatase (gene YSA1). NCBI's taxonomy places the organism in Eukaryota, Fungi, Ascomycota, Saccharomycetes, Saccharomycodales, Saccharomycodaceae. The coding region runs from base 1 to 681 and encodes 226 amino acids. Gene Ontology annotation, cellular component: cytosol; nucleus. The transcript has a single exon. Gene Ontology annotation, biological process: nucleoside phosphate metabolic process; ribose phosphate metabolic process. Gene Ontology annotation, molecular function: ADP-ribose diphosphatase activity. The record is from RefSeq and is a predicted model, not a curated record.
AUGUCUAAAGGUAAACCUGAGCUCUCAAAAGUUUUAUCAAUAUCUGAACCAGAAUCAUUAGAUCAAUGUAAAUGGAUCGGCUUACAAAAGAUCAAAUAUCAAGACCCUAACGGUAAGCAACGUGAAUGGGAUAUGGCUGUACGCAAAACAAGAACCGAAUCUUCUACAAGCAAUGGUAAAGCUUCUUUUAAAUUUGAUUCCGAUUUUGUAGAUGGUGUUGCUAUUCUGGCAUUUUUGAAAAAACCAAAUGAACCAACAAAAAUAUUAUUGGAAAAACAAUUUAGACCACCUUUAAAUGGUGUCUGUAUUGAAUUCCCCGCUGGUCUAAUUGAUCCUAAAGAGAGUAUUGAAACCUCUGCGCUUAGAGAACUAAAGGAGGAAACCGGCUAUAUUGGUAAAAUCAUUGACAAAUCAGUUAUUAUUUACAAUGACCCCGGUUUCACAAACACCAAUUUGUCGUUGGUUACUGUAGAGGUUGAUCUAACCCUACCUGAAAAUGUUAAUCCCAAAUGUGAGUUGGAAGAUAAUGAAUUUAUCGACCUUUUCACCGUAGAAUUAGAUAAUUUCCAUGACACUAUUGUUGAAUUGAACAAAUCAAGGGGCUAUAAGCUAGAUUCAAGAGUUUAUAACAUAGCUCAAGGAAUAAAGUUGGCCCAACAAUUUAAAAAAUUAGGUCUAUAA